This is a messenger RNA of Trifolium pratense (red clover), 2653 nucleotides long. RefSeq lists its product as uncharacterized. The record is from RefSeq and is a predicted model, not a curated record. The transcript has a single exon. The coding region runs from base 325 to 2271 and encodes 648 amino acids. Lineage: Eukaryota; Viridiplantae; Streptophyta; Magnoliopsida; Fabales; Fabaceae.
ACAAUAAUUUGACAUUUGGGUGUUUGAGUGAAGUUUGUGUAGGUAUGUAUUGAGAGAGGAGACAAGAAAAUGGGUUGAAGUUGGAGGGUAGACGGUAGUAGCUAGAUGAAAGAGUAUCUCUCUUGGGAGAGAAAGGGAGAGAGAGAGAGUGAGGAAAUUUAGAGACAGAAAAACAGACACACAACACAAAGAUAUUUAAUAAAUAAAUAAACAAAAAAAAAACUGCUCAUUUUCCUUUUCCUUUUCUUUCUCACACUUUUCUUCUUCUUCUUCUUCUUCUUCUUCUUCUUCUUCUUUACACACUCACUCUUCUCAUAUGAUACCAUGAAUUCAAGAAAAAGAGAAGAAGAAGACGAAGAUCUUUUCCUCCCAGUUCCACCGGAUCUAAUUGUACACCCUCCACACCAGAUCCCAACACCACCACCACAACCAGACCCUUCCUCUUUCUCUCUCUCCGAAAUUGUUCUCUUCCCUUCCCCUUCCUCCUCCGAUUCACCUCCGAGUCACUCCUCCGCCGACUCACCACUACCGAGUCACCAACUCCCCACCACAACAACCACCACCACAACCACCACCACCACAACCACAAAUAAACCCUUAUUCAUAAGCCCUGACUCACACAUCUCCUCUCAAUUCUACACAUUCAAUCCCGACUCUCACUCUCUCAUGAUCAACUGCCUCCUCCAAAACCGUCUCGCUACUCCCUCCGAGAUCCGCGACGCUACUCCACGCGCCGUCCUUAAAUCAUGGCGAAAUGUUUGGAAAGACCGUAACGAAGAAACCGCUUAUCUAACCGCAUGGAAACGAAUCCAAGACAAAUUAACAGCGCGUGUUGAUCAAAACGGUAAUCACUUCCUAUGUUUCAAAAACAACACGAAUCAAUUCGUUUCGCAUGUUAAUCAAUGGCAAGACAUUGUUAUGAAUUUUCAUAGUGACACUGAUCUUAAACAUUUAGGUGUUAAAGAUACUGUUGAUAGAAUUAAACAGGUUUGGACUGUUGGAGCUAAGUUUUAUGGUAUUCCUGAGAGUUAUAUUCGUGUUUGUAUUGCCGCUUGUCAUGUUUGCUCCGGGGCAGCGUCAGGAUCUAAUGUUACUGACGCUGCCGCGGCUGCUAGGAACAAGCGGCGGAGAUUUGAGUAUACGGAAUCUUUUGAUGUGCCUGCUAAGGAAGUUCCUAGUAGGUUGCAACAACUUGCUGCUAAGCAUAAGGUUGUACUUUGUAUUAGGCAGAAGUAUAUUAGGUAUAAGCCUUUUAUGGCUGAGGUUAAGGAUUAUGCUUGUCAUAGAGCGGGACAACCUGCUGCUGCGAAGAAAUCGAAGAUUUUGAAGAGGGAGCCUUAUGCUUCUAAGAGAUGUGGAUGUGGGUUUAGGAUUAGGGCUAUUGUUCCGAUUGCAAAUUAUAAUGAGAAGGAUAAGAGUUUUGUUUAUGAGGAAGAGGGGAUGGCGGUUUUUAAAUUGUAUGCUGUGCAUUCGGGGCAUGAACCGGGACCGUUGGAUGGGAAUGCUAGGAUUAUGCAUAGGGUUGUUGGACAUAAAGGUGGGUAUUUGAUAGAUCAGGACUCGGUUGUGUAUGGGGUGAAUGAGGAAAUGGACAAUGAAGGGUUUGGUUUGAUGGGGAAAGAUGAUGGGGAUUUGCAGUUUUCGGUUUUGCAACAGGUGCAGGAGUUGAGAGCUGAAGUUGGGAUGUUGGAAGGGAGGGUUUCCAAGAUUCCGCAGGAAUUGUUGGGUUCAGUUUCCAGGGAUUUAUUUGAUGUUGUGAAUAGAAUUAGGAAUAUAGGAGAAGUGGGUUUGAAGCCGAUGGGGUUACUUCCGACGGAUAAGUCACAUGCAGAUGAUGUCUUGGUUGGGGAUAAUGAUCUUGCAAACUGGAGUAAUCAUCACCACGAAAGGAUUUACGGGGACGGCAAGGACACAGAGCUGAUUGAGGAUGAUGAAGAUAGUUUCGGCCGCACUUUGGGAGAAGUCGUUUCUUGGGGGGAGCAUAUUGGGACUGAGUGCAGAAGUCAGAAGGAUCUGAUGAGUGAUACUUGUAAGCCAGAAAAGUGGUUGAAAUGCAGUGACUUUGAUGAUAAGAGCAUCCUUGAUUGUGAGGAUACUAAACUAACUAAACCCAUCAGACACGACGAGGCUAUAGUUUCAGAUGUAGGUCUUGGUUGUAUACAGGUUGAUAGUUUUUACCAAGACAAUUCUAAAUGGUAUGAUUCUCCUUGUGCUUUGGGUACUGGUGGAGAUUGUGAGGAUACUGGAUUCCGUCAUGGAGAGAUUUUAUAGUGCCAUGACCGUCCAAGUUAAUCCACUCUAACCUAGAGAUCAGAAUCACUGUAGCUAUGUACCCCUUCCGACAAAUAGAAGUGGGAUUGUACAUUAUGUAUACAGAAGAUUGGAGCUUCUCAACAUGCCAUUUAGGUGUAUUUAUUUUGUGUGAUUCUGUAAAGUAUGACCAACUAUGCUUCUUGCACAUAACUUUGUUAUGAAUAUGGCUAUAUUUUGUUGACAUUCCUCUCUCCCAGUCUUUAGAUUCUUUAUCUUAGUCCUUUUUAUGAUGCACAUCUGUGCUUUUAGUGGUCUGUUUUUGAACUUACGAUAGUUUUGUAUGUAUUAUGAGGAGCCACUGGUGAUUUAUUUCCAUACGGUGUUUUGAACUUUUUCUUUA